AUGGCCACCGGUGAGCUCGCUUGCACUUACGCUGCUCUCAUCCUCCACGACGAUGGAAUCGAUGUUACCAACAAAAACAUGGAUUAUCUCAUCAUGAACGCUGGUGCCGGUGGAUCUGCUGCUGCUCCCGUGGCCGUUUCUUCUUCUGCAUCUUCAUCUGGAAGUGCCACUCAAGCUGCCCCAGUAGCUGAAGAGAUAAAGAAGGAGGACGAGAAGGAAGAGAGUGACGAUGAUUUUGUAUCCUUCUUUUUUGACUAA
This is a messenger RNA of Arabidopsis lyrata subsp. lyrata, 258 nucleotides long. RefSeq names its product 60S acidic ribosomal protein P1. The transcript has 3 exons. Lineage: Eukaryota; Viridiplantae; Streptophyta; Magnoliopsida; Brassicales; Brassicaceae. Gene Ontology annotation, molecular function: protein kinase activator activity; ribonucleoprotein complex binding; structural constituent of ribosome. The coding region runs from base 1 to 258 and encodes 85 amino acids. Gene Ontology annotation, cellular component: cytosolic large ribosomal subunit. The record is from RefSeq and is a predicted model, not a curated record. Gene Ontology annotation, biological process: cytoplasmic translation.